Messenger RNA from Letharia lupina, 4365 nucleotides. RefSeq lists its product as uncharacterized. Gene Ontology annotation, biological process: regulation of transcription by RNA polymerase II. Gene Ontology annotation, molecular function: transcription coregulator activity. The record is from RefSeq and is a predicted model, not a curated record. Gene Ontology annotation, cellular component: mediator complex. The transcript is spliced from 6 exons. NCBI's taxonomy places the organism in Eukaryota, Fungi, Ascomycota, Lecanoromycetes, Lecanorales, Parmeliaceae. Bases 1 to 4365 code for a protein of 1454 amino acids.
AUGGACUUCCCUAAUGACAUAACCACCAACGUCUUCAGGGUUGGGGACAUUAAGGAGAUACAUUGGGCCGUCUACACCAGGAGGCCCAAGGAUGGGUCAGAUUUGCAGAAUAGUCCAUCUAACGAGGAUGAAGAUGAUUUAGCACACCUUCUACAAUUAGCGGCAUGCACACUGCGCGAGAAUGGACGUCACGUUACUCUCGACAAGGAUAAAGCUGGCUUGUGGGUCUUCAGCCUGUCCCAAGCUCUAGACGAAGGCACCGCUCAGAGUUUAGGUCUCGAUGGCCUCGAAUGUACAUCCGCCGGAUCCGUGCAUUCAGGAGACUUGGUCGCUGCUUCAAGCUCUAACGCGUCAGCUCUGCCUUCGAUCAAAACAGCGCGCUCCACCCAGUCAGCCGCUGCAGCCAUUGGAGAGCUGAACACACAAGCUUUCGGCUCGAACGCUGGUUCAAAUACCCAACGGUCGAUCAAUGAGCCGGGUCAUAAGAGAAGGGAAGCAUGGGGUGCUAGUCAGGAGCAUUCUAUCCUCGAAGUCUACUCAAAGUUUAUCUCUGCGGUAUCUUAUUCUCUAUCGCGUUCUUUGGGAAAUGGAAAAGGAUGGAUACAAGUCGGGCCCGACGCCUGUAUAGACAUGCGGACGCUGGAAGAUGAUCUCUUCGACUGUUCAGAGCUACAGUCAUGGGUCGCCACGACAACAAAAAUAUGCUUUGACGUCAAGUGGCUUUCAUCCGGAAUUCUGUUGAUCUCAGUGUUCCAAGUUCAGUUGCCAAGGCAUAUAAGGAUGUCUACAAUAAUUUCAAAGGACGGAAAGUCCGCAAGCUUGGCUGUCGGAGCGCCUCUACUCCUCUCGCCCUUUGGUAUCAGGUGUCAAUAUCUUGGAACGGAAGACCUCCCAAACAGCGACGUCCAGCGCAAGUCAACUGCGCAGGUAAAGGCUUCGAUAUUAUCGCGUCUAGGACUUGAAGGCAUAAGGGAUGCGCGAGACGUAAUGUGGAUCCAGGUGCAGAUGGGACGUGAAUCAAUCGGCUUCGUCGGCCCGCCGGUGUCACUGUGGCCAGCCGAUCUUUGCUUCUGUGGGGAUGUGAUGACUCCACACAGCGGCGAGGAUGGCGAAUCAUUCAACAGGUGUAUCAUGGAUGGCUCGAUUGACCCUUUGGAGGAAGCCGAGUCAUGGUUUCUAGGAAAAGCCGCGCGCAUGGACUUGUUGCAAGCCAGGGUGCGGGAAGAGAAUCAAGGAGCCGAGGAAACGAAAGAUGUCGAAGACACGGAAGACGAAGACGCUUUGUCUCCCAUCGAACUCCCGAUGGAUCAAGGCAUCACUCCACAAGAUGUGAGCGGAAUUUAUCCCACACCACCGGAUGGACUACCGUUAGCACUUCUAGGUUCAUCAAAUCCUAACGAUCUUCAAUCCGGUGACUACGAUGACGAAGACAAGGAACUGCAGCCAAGCGAUGGGGGGCGUGGAGACUAUGACGGACAAGGAAACGACGACCUCUUCGAGGACAUGGACAUUGACAUGUUCGCAUCUAAUGGGCUUACUGAAGCAGACUUCAGUUUUUUCGAUGAGCCGGGUAUGAUGGACGAGGAUUUGCGGGAGACAGGUCAAGUAAUGACCCUAGACGAUACCAACGAGACCACAGACGACACCAUGGCAUUCCAUGAGCAGGGUUUGACAACGACGCCGUACGUAACACGUGACAGCGGGUCAGAUCGAAAUAUUUCCGAAGGUCAAGAAGAUGCAAUCGGCGAACAAGAAAGCGUUCGGGUGUUACCGAUGACCGAUAAUAAUCGGCCCGACAAAUACUAUGAACAGGCUCUAGAAUCUACCGUCAAUAUUGGAGAUAUCGACUAUGGAGCACUUGAGCAACUGAAUCUUCGGCAUGGAACAACCCAUCAGGACGCCCAUGGAAGCCAAAGAGGCUCUUUUGAACAUGUACCGUUUCAAGGAUCUACAUUCAAUUUUGAUGACAAGUACAAUAUGAAGGGCCGAUUCGCCUUUGACGUGGAUGAGCUACCAACACACCCCAAACGUGGAGAUCGCCCCUAUCGUGAAAACCAUCUUUCCAAAAUCAGCUUCUGUCCGGAGAAGUCGCCAACGGAGGAUAGUGUGAAUACAGCAGAUGACGAGGAGAACGACAGUCCAGCCCUGGAAGACGCUGAUUUUCACGACGUAAUGAAUCUUUCUUUGGAAUUACAAGCAGAAUCAUCACGAAAAAGGAAGCGAGAGCAAAAUGAUGACAACGACCACCCUGUGACACCAUCAUCUUCAGUUCAUUUAGCAAAGAGCCUGGCAGGCUCACCUCAGAAUGAAUUAGACGAGCCUAUGUUAAGUUUAUCGGAGCCAAACGCCUUUGAAGAGACAAAAGAUAUGGUAGAUCUUGACCCUCAAAAUCAUAUACAUUCAACCCCAUCCUUCACAGGUCAAGGGCAGGCCUUCGUUGGAGUGGCUCAACUGAUCGCACACCAAGCAGUAUCUGGAAUCCUUCAAUCCCAGACCGAAUGUUUUGGAGAAACAAAUCUAGUGGGAGAAAGUGGACCAGACCGAUCGCUUCAGAAUACCAUGACACAUUUGUUAUCAACAUUCUUCCCGGCCAACAAGCGUUGCAGCCUCAAGGAGUACGUCAGUCUUGGCGAGAAGAACUCGGCUAGUGUCUCGAAGGAGCAAGUGAUAUUGAAUCAAAGGAGCCUUAAGCCCACCCACAUGGCCGGAGGACUCACCGCCACGGGACAAUCUAUCUUCAAGCUCGACAGUCCUUACACCCGCGUUCGACGCAACGGUGUGUCAAUCGAAAUCUCGGCCUCCGCACUCUCAUUUUGGGAGGAACUUAGCUUAGGACCGUCUCAUGAGACCAAAGACAUCGAUGUCUUUUGCGUGUGUCCAAAAAAUAAGUACAUUGCAGAAGGGAUUAUGGCUUUCCUCAACAUGAUCAAAGGCACCUAUCAAAGCUGUAACCUGGGCUCACAUGACCUCGGCGCGUCUCUUGCUGACAACAGCAAGCGUGUUCUCACCGUGCCCAUGGACGCGAGGAAACCGGACAAUUUUCUUCAAAACAUCGCUGUCACUUGCGAGGGGCUUGGUGCCAAACUCCCGGAGCUCGGGCUUCAAAGCGGCACAACUGUCAUCUACAUCAUCAACCCUUUCAACGAUCAGCAAUAUCUUCCUGGACUUUGUGACGCCUUGUUACGAGUGCCCAGCGCUUACAGUGCGGCGCUAGAGAAACGGCGGCUCGAAAGGCACAAUAACUUGGUAAUGCAAAUAGUCCCGCUUGACCUGGUAUGGAGUCAGGAACGUAUGGUCGUACCAUCUCCCGCAGUUUACAGAAAGCUUGCUUUCGAAGUAUACAACAACUGUGGGUCAUCUGAAAGCGACCACAACCGAGAAUCGUACUUCAUGGGUACACCAGCAAUCCGUCUGGCAAAAGCUGUGCCUAAAACAAUCGACUUCAAGCUGGGUUCGGAAAGCUCGGCUCUGUUCCUGCAAUCAGAUAAUUGUGUGCACGUGUCUUAUACUUGGGAUGCCUCCAACGAGUGGCUAGCAGCAUGGUGGACAGACAAUCUGGGGGUUCUCUCGUGGCGUGCCUGCUACUGUCUUGGGAAGAACGAGGAGACACCGUGGAAGCCGUUCUAUGAGUCUUUCAAAGAGAUCUUGGAGACUUCUUUUGAGAUGCUACAUCCUCCGAAUGCCCCCUGGCGACUCUUCAUAUGCAAAGAUAGCCCAAUUGCCAAGAUGGAGAUUGAUGUCUGGUUACAGGCACUCGCCGAUUCUAGCAGGCCGUCGACCUCCUGCACAAUUCUCACCGUCGAUGCGCAACCCCUCUUGGCUUUCCCCUCCUCAGACCUCCAGAUGAGCUCUUCCGAUGUGGGUUCUGGCCCCUUAGCGACACCUGGAGCUACGCCUCAUACAAAUGCCCCUUCGCCGGACAUCUCAGGUCUUGGCUCGACACCAGCAGGAAAUCCCGCGCAAGUCGGGACACCGCCAGCCAACGCCGCUUUCGGUGACCACGACUCAGAAGCCAGACUGAUUGAUGUCACCGACGAGACUUGGGGCGUCGUAAUGGACGGCACCCUCGAUGACUUAAAUACUCUUACUUACCAAUCUGCAUCUAUGGCGAGCGGAUAUCUGGUCAAAAGAGCUGGACCGAGAGAUGAGGAUGGACUGAUACCGCUGGGCGUGAAUCUUAUUCAUGGGCAGAAGCCGUACAAGGCGGUGCUGAAAGAGGUGCUGGGAAUGUACAGGAAUCUGGGUACUCUGGCGAGGGUGAGAGGCGUUGUGGAUCCGGUGAAGAGUGUGUUGCCGUUGCAUGUUGCUGCUGCGAGGAAGGCAUGGAAGGCGCUUAGUGAGACGAUGCGGUAUAAGCCUGAGUGA